Penicillium angulare is the source of this 867-nucleotide messenger RNA. Its product is annotated as aldo/keto reductase. The coding region runs from base 1 to 867 and encodes 288 amino acids. Lineage: Eukaryota; Fungi; Ascomycota; Eurotiomycetes; Eurotiales; Aspergillaceae. The record is from RefSeq and is a predicted model, not a curated record. The transcript has 5 exons. Gene Ontology annotation, molecular function: oxidoreductase activity.
AUGGCUGCCCAAAUUCAUCCCACCUUCAAACUUGCGAGCGGUUACGAGAUCCCUCGUUUAGGAUUUGGAGUUUACAAGACUCCAGCGGAUGAAGUAGAGCGAUGUUGUCUAGAAGCAUUCAAAGCUGGUUAUCGUCUUAUCGAUUCAGCAGCCAAGUACUACAAUGAGCCCGGUUGUGGUAACGCCAUUCGAGCUUCUGGGAUCCCUCGAGAUCAAAUCUUCUUCACCAGCAAGGCUGGCGAUGUCAGCUACGAGCAAGUCAAAGCACAAGUCGAUAAAAGUCUUGCCGACUCGAAGCUCGACUAUAUUGAUUUGAUGCUUCUUCACAAUCCCUUCGGUGGGUCUGAGAACCGCAAAGGUGGCUGGAGAGCUCUUGUUGAGGCUGUUGAAGCAGGCAAAGUCCGCUCUAUUGGUGUCAGCAACUAUGGUGUGCACCAUCUUGACGAACUUGAAGAACACAUUAGCGAGUUGGAGGCAGAUCGCGGCGGCAAAGGUAGAGGUGGUGUUGUGAGUAUCAACCAGAUCGAGCUGCAUCCAUGGCUGGCCCACAGUGAGAUCGUCGACUGGUGCAAAAAGCGUGGUAUCCUUGUCGAGGCCUUCUGUCCUAUUGUGCGUGGUACCCGUUUUGACGAGCCACUUGUUCAACAGCUGGCCGAGGAGUAUCUCAAGACACCAGCUCAGAUCCUUAUUCGGUGGAGUAUUGACAAAGGCCAUGUCCCUCUGGUCAAGAGUGUCACUCCAUCACGGAUUGCUUCCAACGCUGAAGUUUUUGAUUUCUCGCUUACAGAAGAUGAGGUUCAAGAGCUUGAAACAGAUGAGUAUGGGUCUAUCUCGUGGAAUCCCACUCGCUCAACAUUGGAGGAUUAA